UGAUCCCAUGCUGCUGGAGCUGGUCUCCAACAUAUGCAUCUCUUAGACGCCUGAAGUAGUGGAAAGACGCCCUGCAGGCAAGGGACACGAAGGCCUUUGCUCUGGAUUUUAACACAAGGGCAACACGUUGGUGAAGAGCCAAAGACUGGCUGCAGGCAGCUUGGGCAGGACCAGGGCUAAACUUUAUGAGGAAGACAUGAGCCAGAAGAACGGUGACGACCCAGCGGACCCGCAGGACCUGGAGGCUGUCUCGGUUAAGGAACGCUUGGCCUUAUAUCAGGCUGCCGUCUCCAAGCAGGAAAGUGUCAGCACUUCUAACACUGUGCUGGAGGAGUCUGAGGCCUGCUCCUUGCCUGGGGGCCUAGCCAGUGUGAAGAAGCAAUUUGAGAGCCAGGAAAUUGCAUCGUCUCAGAGCGGUGUCACCCAGUUCCAUUUCCAGCACAGAUCUGGACAGGAAGCCCCAGGCGUGUCAGAAGAGGGGACGUUCAGGAAGAAGGAAACGGGACCAUCUCCGCCACAGGUCUCAAUUUCCCAAGAGGAGAAGAUGUCCCAUAAUGCAAGUUUCCACCAGAGCAACAUGGCCAACUAUGAAAACCACUACAAUGAAACAGGAGAGGAGUUUCCAAAGCUUUCUACUCAAGCACUGAAGCAGCAAUUUGAAAAGACUAUUGAAGAGGCAACACCAACCAAGCAAAUUAAGAUUGAUCAUGAUUUCAACCAGUUUCAGUGGGCUUCAGGAGUAAAUCUGUCAUCUAAAGCUGCAACAGAAAGAAUACAGGACCCCUCAUCCAUGAUCAGAGAUAUGGAUGGAGCAGUUUCUGCCACUGCCUGCUGGGGUCUGGAGCACCUUCCUUCCCCACCCUCUGAUUUACUGCAGAUUCCUUCAGAUGUUGCAGAACACUGCUGUUCCCCUGAGCCACCAGAAAUGAUCUAUCCACCUAAACAUGUGGUCAGUAAAGAGCAGUACACUAAGCAGAGAAACCUCUAUGAAUUUAAACGCCUGUAUAAACAUAUCCACCCAGAUGUCCGGAAGAGUCUGGAGAAGGACUUUUUCAGUGGUGUAAUUGAGGGAACUCAGUUGGAGAAUUAUGAAGGAGUUACCAGAGAUGUCCAUCAGGCGAGAUAUAUUUUUGAGAACUCUGGGAGCAGUCCAAGCAAGUGUCUGAGCCCAGAAAGAGAGUACAUGGAGUGGGAUGAGAUCCUCAAAGGAGAGGUGCAGUCUAUGCGCUGGAUGUUUGAAAACAAACCCUUGGAUUCAAUAAAAGACUAUUCUCCAGAUGAAGACAACAUUAAAAACAUUGCCCAACAGGAAAUUAUAUCAGGGAAUGAUGUCAGAUACACAGCAUGGCUGUUUGAGACACAACCAAUAGAUUCACUGGGCACACAUACCCCAGACUCAGCUGAAUGCAGGGGAAAAUCACUGGAGUUGGCAAGAGGAGACGUUCGCACUGCUGCCUGGCUCUUUGAAACACAACCUUUAGAUUCUUUCAACAAGAUCUACCAAAAUGAGGAGCAGAACACAAUUAUCUGUGCAAAUGAUGUAAUUGGAGGUGAUGUCAAAACUGCCAGGUAUUUAUUUGAAACCCAGCACCUUGACUCUCUGGGCCACACAGAGACCAUUGAUGAAGGUCAUUUCCUUCAUUUGAAAUCAGAAGUUGAAGAGAUUAAAGGAGAUGUUAAGAUGACUACCAAGAUGUUUGAGACCCUGCCUAUGUGUGUCAUCAGGGGACAGUUGGGUGAAAUGCUAGAGGUAACAACUGUGCACAGAGAGGAAUCUGAAAAAGGCGAUGUCAAAACCUCGCGUUGGCUUUUUGAAACUAAGCCACUUGACAUGAUCAACAAGGAUCCUGCUCAGAUGAAACUAAUUUGUGGUGUGUCUAUGGAGGAAAAUUAUCAGGGUGGUGCAAACAGGGGAAGGUGGCUUUUUGAGACCAAAACAUUGGAUUCUAUAAAUACUGACGAAUGGGAGACCCAUCCUGUUCAGAAGGAAGUUGUCAUUGGAGCUGAUGUCCGUAUGCAUUGCACAUUGUUUGAGACACAGCCAAUGGACAGUUUAAACAAUAACGCAUAUGAAAGGCCUGUUUGUGUGGAUGAAAUUAUUGGGGGCGAUGUGAAAUCAGCAAGACAAUUUUUUGAAACUUUCCCACAGGAUGGUCUGAAAGAAUUAAACGAAGUUGGUAAACUUCAAAAAGCACCAAUAUCGGAAGAGGAGAGGGUUGAUGUCCGACGUCAAAGGUGGCUCUUUGAAAGUCAACCACUUGAGGACAUCAGGGAAGAGAAAAAGGAGAUAAUAAGAACCGUGAACCUUGAAGAGCUCGAUAGAGGAGAUGUGACAAACUACAGGGAAAUCUUUGAAGCAAUUGAUUUAUGUGAAAGUAAUGACAUUCAAAAAAUUCAAGUUGAGGGUGUAACCAGUGGCGCUGUGAAAUCAAACAAAGUUUAUUUUGAAUCCGCACCAUUGUAUGCCAUGCAGGACAGCUCUGGAAAUUAUCAUGAGGUGAGAACUGUGCGAAGAGAGGAAAUAGUAAAAGGAGACGUCCGAAGUUGUAAAUGGAUGUUUGAGACAUGUCCUAUUGAUCAAUUUGAUGACGGCAUAACUAAGUUCCAGAUUAUUAAAGGAAUCUCUAAGCAGGAGGUUCAGUCAGGUGAUGUAAAAACGGCCAAGUGGCUUUUUGAAACACAGCCACUAGAUUCUAUUAGACAUUACAACAAUACUGAAGAUGAGGAGGGUGAGAAAAAGGCAAGUACUGAUGUUGUGAAAGGUGAUGUUAAAACAUGCACGUGGUUAUUUGAGACUCAGCCCAUGGAUGUUCUGUAUGAAAAAGGAGAGGCAAAAGGCGAAACAGAGACCGAGGACAUUCAAAAGGGAGAUGUAAAAACCUGCACUUGGCUUUUUGAGACACGGGCACUCGACACUAUCAAAGAUGACUCUGAGACAGUUAUAAAAACAUGCACAGUAAAACAAGGUGAUGUCCAAGGAAAAGAUGUUCAGAUGGCUCGUUUCCUUUUUGAGACAGAGAACCUUGAAAAUAUCAGAGGGGAGGAGGUUAAUGCUUUUAAGAGAGUCACUGAGAUAGAUAUUCAGUCUGGAGAUGUGUCUAGAAUGAAGUAUAUCUUUGAAAAUCAGGCCUCUGAUAUAAUGACCUCAUCCUCUGUGGAAACUAUGCAAAAGUUAAAAACUUGUCAGGCAGAGGAUAUUCAAAAAGGAAAUGUUAUUAGCUGCACAUGGUUAUUUGAAAACCAUCAUUUAGAUGCCAUUCGAGAAAAUUCAGAGGAACCCAAAGAUACCCGUACUGUGACUGAUGUGCAAGGAGGCAAUGUGGACAAAGGUCGUUUUAUUUUUGAGACCUUCUCUUUGGACAAAAUUCAGGAGGAGUCCUCUGAAACAGAUACUUCAAAUUUUCAGUCUGUUAUACCAAAAGAAACAGAAAAGGGAGAUGUGAAAAACUACACAAUGAUGUUUGAAACUCAGCCACUUUAUGCCAUUAGAGACAAAGAAGGUCAUUUUCAUGAGGUUACCACUGUCACCAAGGAGGAGGUUGUGAGAGGAGACGUGUCAGGUGCAAGGUGGCUUUUUGAAACCAAACCUCUCGAUUCCAUAAAAGACACAGAUGAGGUCUACAUUAUUAAAGGUGUCACCGAGGAAGACAUUCAGAAAGGGGAUGUGACUUCAGCCAGGUGGAGAUUUGAAACACAGCCACUUGAUCAAAUUUCUGAAGACAUGAAAGGUAUGGUUAAAACUGUGGAUGACAUUAAAGGGGGUGAUGUUAAGAUGAAUAAACAACGUUUUGAGUCUGAUGACAUGUCACAAAAAACCAUAAGAACUGUUAAUGUGAGUGAAAUACAGAAAGGUGAUGUUAGAACUGCUACCUGGAUGUUUGAAACACAUACAAUUGAUAAGCUUCGUGGUGAAGGCGCCGAGUAUGACGACAUAGAAAUGGUAAAGAAAGAAGAGGUGUUAAAGGGAGACGUUAAGCAAUCUGUGUGGCUUUUCGAAAAACAAGCCCUUGAUAGCAUAAAAGAAAAAGAUGAAAUAAAUGACACAAUUACUCGCGAGGAGAUUCCUCAAGCUGACGUAAAAACGACAGCUUGGCUUUUUGAAACAACUCCUUUUCACGAGUUUAAUGAGAGCAGGGUUGAGAAGGCUGAAGUCAUAGGUAAAAGUAUCAAAGAGACCCUCGAAGAGCUGUACUGUCAGAAAGUGGUUGAUUCACAAGGCAUAAUCAUAGAGGCAGAUGAGGUUGGGGAUAUCAGAAUGGCAAAGUACAAGCUUAUGAAUCAAGAAAUACCAGAAAUUCAACGGGAAGAAAUCGUCAGAGGGGAUCUGAAAAAUAUAAUGAUGAACCUGCUGAACCAACAGGAUACUGUUGAGAAAGGCAUAAUUAUAGAUAAGGAGGAGAGGGGCAACAUCAGUGCAACACUGAAACAGCUGUUCAACCAGGAAAUGAAGAUGAAUGUAGAAAAGGAGGAAAUCAUCAGAGGAGAUAUCCAGGAGGCUAUUAGCAAUCUACUACAAAAUGAGGGGUCAGUCAAACGUGGAGUACUCAUUCAGGAAGAUGAAAAAGGGGAUGUAAGAAUGACUAUAUAUUCACUCCUCAAUAAAGAAGAAAGCACUUCUGUUGAUAAAGAGGAUAUAAUACAAGGCAACGUGAGGGGUACGCUACACAGACUUCUGUCGCACCCAUCUGGUACAGAACAACUCGUGAGGAUAAAAGUAGGUGAGACAGAAAGAGGAAAUGUAAGUUUUUAUUCAACCUGUAUAGAGUCUGGUGCACUUGACUACUUAAAACAGCUCCAGGCAGACUCUGAUGAGAUGCUUACAGAGAAGGAAGGAAAGGAGAAGAUUAUUGGUGGUGACAUAGAAGGAACAAAACUCAUCCUGAGAAGGAAUCAGCUUCAAUUCGGACGGACUGUGGCUGAGGAAGACAUCAUCCCUGGUGACGUGCACAAAAUAGUGAAUGGGUUCAGCAACCAGUCAGAGAUUUCAUCCAAUAAUGUGCAGAAAGUGGAGAUUGUGAAAGGGGAUUUGAAAUCAGUCUUGCACUCAUUAACGCAGGCCAUCAAUCAGAAAGCUGUGGUUGAGAAAGAGGAAGUUGUGAAAGGCGAUAUAAACACCACCCUGAGGUCCUUGGAGGAGGCCCACAAUCAGCUCAAGAAGGCUGAAAAGCCAGAGAUUGUCCCGGGUGACAUAAAAGCAGCACUUAAGUCCUUGGAAGAAUCAACAACAGCAAAAGCUGAAAUUGUCAUUGGGGACAUAGUACCAGGUGACAUCAAAGGAACCCUGAAGACCCUGGAACAGGCCCAGCAGGCUGUAAAAGAGGUUGAAAAGGUGGAAAUCGUGAAAGGUGAUAUUCAGACUGCAAUCCAGGGAUUACGAGAGGCUUCUAAUGAAAAGAAGGUCUAUCAACAUCAAGUGAGUGAGCAGGGGGAUAUCAAAGGCACCAUACAGUUAUUACUGGAAACACCAACUACCCCCAAAAUGCAGCGCAGACCUAGUAUAGAGGGGGAUGUAAAAACUUCUAUUAAAUCACUAUAUGACAUACAGGAGCAAACUCAGCCUGAAAAAGAAGAUGUGCUAAAGGGUGAUGUUAAGGGCUCUAUAAAAUGUCUAAUGAAGGCCGAAACAAAAAACAGCAUCAAAUCUGUGCCAAUGGUUAAAAAUUUAUCUCUAAGCAAUGGAAUGCAGAAGCAGAGAAUCAUUAAAUCUGAGAAGGGUAGCUGUUCAGCUCAGGAGGAUCUUUUUGACACAUUGAAAACCACAAUGACAAAAGCUGCUGGAGUGAACAGAAACGCAUCACAAAUUACUAUCACGACAAAACAUAUACAUGAGAGUGCUAAUGUUAAACAGGUGCAAACUGCAAUUACAGAGCCCAAAGUGAUCACUAAGAAACAGGAAGUGAAGACAAAUUUCCGCAAUCUUGAUGCAAGCAGAAAGGGCUAUGUCAAAGUGCACAUUCAGGGAGAACCAAACAAAUGUCUCCAAACACCACAGCUUCCCUCACCUCUGUUAAAUAAUCCUGAACUUCCUCUUCCUCCUCCACCUCCACCUAUAGCAGAAUAUGAGUGUCAGGUGUCUCCACACCCAUCUCUCAUGAGACAGGAGUGUGACCUUCCUCCUCCCCCUCCACCUUCACCACCUGUUGAAGCCCUGGUAUCUGAAUGCGACCAUUUCCCUCUUCCACCUCCUCCCCCUCCACCCUCAAUGCCCCUAUCUCCACCAUUGCAGAAAAAGCUUAAUUUUAGACCUGUGAUUGAUUUAAAUGAAAAACAAGACAAAACACCUAAAAAAACAGUUAAUACAGAUCCAGUGUAUAAGGUCCCAAAACUUCAGCCACCAAAGCUAUUGGAAGAACAUCAAACCACAGAACAAAAUAAGCAAAUUCCACCUGGCAUCACGUUGCCGAGGUCGACACAGGAAUCACCCAGCCUGCCCAAGAAGAAAUUCAUUGCACCCGUUAAACUACCCAUGCCUGCUGUUGAGCCCUCCCAGAUAAAACCAAAACCAUACGUGAGGAAAUUCAAAACUCCACUGAUGAUUGCAGAAGAAAGUUACAGAAAACAAAGAGAAGAGACUGACAAAAAGACAGGUCCCUCACCUUUAAUCACCUUUUCUUGUACAGAUGCAAGUGAAAAUGCUGAAUCUGAAGCAACUGUCAAAGAUGACAAGACCAAGAAAGCACCAGAUGAGCCCAUGUUGUCUGAAGCAGCCCUACAGAAACCUGAGAAGGAAGUCUUCAAAACUGUAAUGGAUAGAGCAGAACAUGAUCAGUCAACACUGCAAAAAUUGUCAAAGAUUCCAUUAAGCAAGCCUUUUAUUGUUAAGCACCCUGCUUCUGAAUCUUCUACAAAAGACAGCUCUUCUAAACAGACUUCAGUAGAGAGCUCCGUUCAGCAACAGGCUAUGUCCAGGAGUUACAUAAGUCAUGAAGCUUCUUGUAUUAGACAACAGGUUGCAUUAGAUUCUUCUGCAAAAAGUCCAUCUAACCUCGAAGGACUUCAGCUACCUGGCAAGAUGGUCAUGUCUACUGCAGUUGAAAAACUAGAAAAUGUUUUGAAAAGCAUUCCAGAAACAGAACUUGUUAAAGAGAAUAUCGUCCAGAGUUUUAAAAAUAUUACGAGUAUAAGUGCUCAUUCCAUCACAAUUUCAAAUUGUAAGAAAAAUGAUAGAUUUGCAUUAGAAGGAAAGGGGGAGAGUCCCACCAAGCCUACUAAAACUAAUGAAGGAACACCAAAUUUCAAGGCGAAACACACAGUGGAACCAAAAGCUGAAAAAAAUGGGAUGCAAAAACAAGAAAAGAUUGACAAACACGACAAACAUUCUGCAGCGACAGCCAAAAUCCAAGUCCACAAAGAAGUAAGAAAUGAAAUAAAGGAAGAAGAUGUUUCAGUGGUGCGUGAUAUCAAGAUGGCUCAAGAAAGUACUAAAAUGGAAAUAAACCGUGGGCAGACAUACAAAAAAAAGGGGGUACAAGCAGAGAAAGAGAAACAAAUUGAGAAGGCUGUAUCUUCCAAGGAAAGUAAAUCAGAGAUCCAGAAGAAAAAAAAGCACAAGUCAAAGAAGGAGAAAGCAGCCCAAUGGGAGUCAAAGCCAAAAGGGACUCAUGAAGAGGAAGAGCUGUCAGUGAUGCAGACUCAACAGGUCCUUCAAGAGAAGAAGGCUGCGGUUCAUGAAGAAGCGGUUAUCACUGAGUACAAAAUUCAGGAGAUUUCCCAACACCAGGGAAUAUCUGAAAUCCAGAAGACAGUCAAAUGUUCUCAAAAACAAAAAGAAAAGACAGCAAAGCAGCAAAUGAAAGAGAAAUUAGAUGGUGAAUCCCAGCAAGCGCACGGGAAUAAGACAGACACAUCAGUGCAAAAGCAAUCUGCUCAGUUUUCAACAGCAAACAUAGAAGUACAAAACUUUGACGAAAUGCAUCAGUUAUUGAUUGACAUUAAGGAACUUCAGGCAGCAUCAGGAAAAUGUGAUCACAAGACAGUGAAGAGGCUGCUUGGGAAAAUCCCUCAAUGGUUGCUUGGUCCUGAGGAAAAGAGGGACUUAGAUGAAGCUGCAGAUGAGCACAAUGUGCAAAAGCUCAAAGAGGUAAUCAUAUUUCUGAGAAAUUUAACAGAAGCAAAGCUUGCAUACUUAGAGGGAAUUGUUGGUACCGUGCAGAAGCCAGAAGCUGCAUCCAUAGCAGAAAAGAUUCCCAACUCUCAAACUGCACCAACACCGCCUAAAAUGAACAAAGAAUGUAUAAAAGUAAAAAAUCAGCCAAAACUUACAGAAGGAAAAAAAGCCACGCACGUUAUUAGAAAGCAGGAGGUGACUCAGGUAAGGCCAGCUGGUGCCAGAGAGCCCUCACCAUCACUGCUGACUGCCACACUGAAAACAGCAGAGUCCACCCAAACGCUGACGGCCCCUUCACAUGUACAAAUGGACAGGCCAGCGACUACCCCAACACCUCCACCACACAAGUCCGAGACAGCCACACGUGGCACACAUAAGGCCACCUGCUCUCAAACUUUCCACCAGUCUGAGACAUUGUCUCACCUGAAGGACAUGACAUCUAAGUGCACCCAUACAGAUUCCCCCGUUCCAGCACUGCGAGAUGCGCAGAUCUGUGACAAAAAAUCCGAAAUGGUUGCACUUUCAUCAUCGUUUCAUGAGACGACAGCUGCAGACCCCUCAGAAAUUUCUGGAGCGUCGCCAGAGAUGACGACAGUGAAAGACAGACGGGAGUUCUUCGAAGAGGUUCAAAAGGCAGAGGUGAACAGGACUUAUGCACGCAAGAAUCCAAUCCGCAUCCCAGAGCGCUUGGGCCCAGACACGGAGGAGACUGAAACUGAAGCACAACAAAAAGAAAAAGAGGAACUCCCAAGGGUUGACCUGUCAGGACUUGUUCACAAAUUUGAAUCUCCCGAACAGAAGGUUUAUGUCAGGAAAGAAGCUAUUGUCAUUACCGAAAGAGCGGAGAGUGACGCCGAAGAGACAGAUGCUAAGGAGAGCAAAAAGAUCAGUAAAGCAGAAGAAAUGCCGGCUCUCGACUUUAAAGCUAUUAAGAGCAUUUUUGAAGCGACAGAGCAAAGUUCCCAUGCAAAUGAGGAGAAACAUCACCCAGAUAAGGAGGGUCGUAUCCAGAAUGAAAGCAUUAAGGGUGGUUCGGAGCAGGGCUGUGGGUGUCAGAGGGCCUCCAGACAUUCUCCGCUCCCCAUUCGUAAGAGACUGGAGCAGGAAGAACUCACACAACCAACUGAGUCUUCAGAGUCCAGAUUUGUCAAAGAGCAUUUCUCGAACAUCGAUGACUUCGGCCUCGUGAUCAGUGGUUUCAGCAGCACAGCUAUCUCCCAGCAUUCGGACAGCAUUUCCCCCUGCCGCGGUCCUCUCUCAUAUGCAGAUGCGGUAAGAUGUAAAACCAUGGUGCUGGAGAACUGCCCAGAGGCCUGUCCAGAGAACCUGCUGAAGAUCAUCCAUUCAACAAAAGCGGUGGGCGAGCAGGUCUUCGGAAGUCUCGACCGCAGCACUUUGGCGCAGGACAAUUCACAGAUUACGUUACACCACGAGGAAACAGUCCUGACUGAAAAUUCAAGUUCCGGAAUCGGAGCUGUGCACAGUGUGUCGCAAGAGAGUUUAUCCGAUGGAGUCCCUGACAGCAGAUACACAAAACUUCCAUAAAGCCUGUUUCCGCUGUGAGCACUGUAGCAGCAAAUUAAGCCUUGGCAACUAUGCCUCUCUCCAUGGACGCCUGUACUGCAAGCCACAUUACAAACAACUUUUCAAGUCCAAAGGAAACU
Molecule: messenger RNA, 9771 nt
Organism: Scleropages formosus (Asian bonytongue)
Lineage: Eukaryota; Metazoa; Chordata; Actinopteri; Osteoglossiformes; Osteoglossidae
Product: xin actin-binding repeat-containing protein 2-like
Exons: 9
Coding region: 197-9652 (3151 amino acids)
Biological process (GO): actin cytoskeleton organization; actin filament organization
Cellular component (GO): stress fiber; focal adhesion
Molecular function (GO): actin filament binding
Source: RefSeq, a predicted model, not a curated record